AGAAACACUGAAAUUGAGGAUUAUCUCCAGCAGAGAGAUGCAAAACUUCAAGCUGGUUCAUUUCAAGCAGUUCAAGUAUGGUGCUAUGAGAGAUACUGCUGUCCAUGACUCACUGGAAUUAUCAUGAUCAACUACUCUGUUUUGAUUUCACCCAGUGGCAAACAACUUCGUAUCCUAUACAGCAAAGUGGGAACUUUUAAAAAGGGUACAGCAGAAAUAUUUCACAGGAAACUCCAACCUCUUAGUCCAAGCUAAUUUCAAUCGACUGCUUCAGAGAAAGGACCCAACCCAGAGAAGUGGCAUGAGCGGUAUCUCUGGGGAAACAAGCUAAAGCAAUCAGUAGCCUUGGAGAAGAAGAUCAAGACCCGUGACCAAGGAGUAGACUAUAGAGGUGGAGUCAUGCUUCACCCGGCCACUUCAUGUUGGCAGCCAUUCCUAGGUUUGGCUGUCCUAUUAGUUCUCAUGGGCUCUACCAUAGCUUGCCCAGCUCGCUGUGAGUGCUCAGCUCAAAAUAAAUCUGUCAGCUGUCACCGCAGGCGGCUGACUUCCAUUCCUGAAGGCAUCCCCAUUGAGACCAAAAUCCUUGACCUAAGCAAGAACAGGCUAAAGAGUGUCAACCCUGAGGAAUUCACAUCUUAUCCACUGUUGGAAGAAAUCGACGUGAGUGACAACAUCAUCGCCAAUGUGGAGCCUGGAGCCUUUAACAGUCUUUUCAACCUGCGUUCCCUUCGAUUAAAAGGAAAUCGCCUGAAGCUGGUCCCCCUGGGGGUAUUCACAGGACUGUCAAACCUCACCAGACUGGACAUUAGUGAAAACAAGAUUGUAAUUUUGCUGGAUUACAUGUUCCAGGAUCUGCAUAACCUGAAAUCCCUGGAAGUGGGAGACAAUGAUCUGGUUUACAUCUCCCACAGGGCCUUCAGUGGGCUACUUAGCCUGGAGCAACUCACGCUGGAGAAAUGCAACUUAACAGCAGUACCAACAGAAGCCCUCUCUCACCUUCACAACCUCAUCAGCCUGCACCUGAGAUAUCUCAACAUCAACAUUAUGCCUGUAUAUGCCUUUAAGAGACUGUUCCGCCUGAAACACCUGGAGAUUGACUAUUGGCCUCUCCUGGACAUGAUGCCUGCCAACAGCUUGUACGGCCUAAAUCUCACUUCUCUCUCCAUCACCAACACCAACCUGUCCACAAUCCCGUACGCUGCUUUUAAACACCUGGUUUACCUAACACACCUCAACCUCUCCUACAAUCCCAUCAGCACCAUUGAAGCUGGGAUGUUUGCCGACUUGGUCCGGCUGCAGGAGCUACACAUGGUGGGGACCCAACUUCGCACCAUCGAGCCACACGCCUUCCAAGGACUCCGCUUCUUGCGUGUGCUCAAUGUGUCACAGAACCUUCUGGAAACUCUAGAAGAAAAUGUCUUCUACUCUCCCAGAGCCCUGGAGGUCUUGUCCAUUAGCAACAACCCACUGGCUUGUGACUGCCGCCUCCUUUGGAUAUUACAAAGGCAACCUACCUUACAGUUUGGAAACCAGCAACCCAUGUGCGCUGGUCCAGACACUAUCAGAGAAAAGUCAUUCAAGGAUUUCCACAGCACUGCCCUGUCCUUUUACUUCACCUGCAAAAAGCCCAAGAUCCGUGAUAGGAAGAUGCAGCAUCUGCUGGUGGAUGAAGGGCAGACGGUUCAGCUUGUCUGCAAUGCUGAUGGUGACCCACAGCCAGUGAUCUCCUGGGUGACACCCCGAAGACGACUGAUUACCAACAAGUCCAAUGGAAGAGCUACGGUGUUGGGAGAUGGUACCCUGGAAAUCCGCUUUGCCCAAGACCAAGACACUGGCAUCUAUGUCUGCAUUGCCAGCAAUGCUGCCGGCAACGAUACCUUCACGGCCUCUCUUACAGUGAAAGGAUUUGCCUCGGACCGUUUCCUCUACGCAAACAGGACCCCUAUGUAUAUGACAGAUUCCAACGACACCAAUUCCAAUGGCACCAAUGCCAACACAUUCUCCUUGGACCUUAAGACCAUACUGGUGUCCACAGCCAUGGGCUGUUUCACAUUCCUCGGAGUGGUCUUAUUUUGCUUCCUCCUCCUGUUUGUGUGGAGCCGAGGCAAAGGCAAGCACAAAAACAGCAUUGAUCUAGAAUAUGUCCCACGCAAAAACAAUGGUGCUGUCGUGGAAGGGGAGGUGGCUGGACCUAGGAGAUUCAACAUGAAAAUGAUCUGACGGUCUCCCAGUAGCAGUGCUUUUUUCUGUUCAUAACCAAUAAACCAGCCUGGCAUGGCAAAUUGCUAGGUGGAGAGGCAAGCUUUAAUGCAGCUGCCCCUGUGUCUAAUGGGUUAUACAGAAAUGGGAAGACUUAUUUGUGGUUGUUCAGUGGAGCCUCUUCCCCAAGAGGCAAGUGUGUGUCAGGGCCUUUCACAAAGUUGGUUUACUAAUUGUUUGCAUUGCAAAUAUUGGCAUUCUGGGGAUCUCAGUAAUGAACCGUUGGCUCAUGUUCAUGGACAAUUGUUCAACAUUUUCUACCACUACAAAGAGAAAAAGGGAAAAAAGAACAACCUACAGUGUAGGAUUUACAUAUUACAAAAGACACAUUUGUCUAAAACAUACUCUACAGUAAAAAUUUGUAUCGCUACUUAGCCUCUGUUAAAACCUUGCAUCAUAUCCCUUGUCGGUUCAGCACCAAAAAGAAAUGGACCUCAGCUUUUCUUUUCUUUUUUAAUCUCUUCAUAUAGAUCGGGUAUGAUUUAAAGCAAUAUGUAUGAGAGGUUGUGCUGUUAGCUAUGAACCACUGCUGACCCCAGUGUGAUGACCCUCCCGUAACUCAAGUCAACCCUGAAACUAGGCUUCUGUAUGUACUAAUAAGAGAGAUUGUUUGGCUCACAUAGGACACCAGAAAACACCUCCAAGGCAAAAUGUUCAGCUCUGAGAUCUUCAGUUCAUAUAAAUAAAGGCAUGUGCCUAGUUUUGAUACAGAAUGGAAUAUUUUUUAUACCUGUGAUAUCACACUGGACCAGUUUAGAAUAACAAAGCCCAGGAGUGGGUAUGUUACUAAGAUGUGGUCAACCUUUCAAAGGCAAGGUAGAUGUUAAUAAUGAAAGUUUUUCGUUUUUAAUCACAACCCACUUUUAAUUUCAUAUGCCACUAUUAUUGUGCUAAUGGAAACCAAAAAAGAAAAGAAAGAAAA
Molecule: messenger RNA, 3181 nt
Organism: Tachyglossus aculeatus (Australian echidna)
Lineage: Eukaryota; Metazoa; Chordata; Mammalia; Monotremata; Tachyglossidae
Gene: LINGO2
Product: leucine rich repeat and Ig domain containing 2
Exons: 4
Coding region: 400-2220 (606 amino acids)
Cellular component (GO): plasma membrane
Molecular function (GO): protein binding
Source: RefSeq, a predicted model, not a curated record